Messenger RNA from Vitrella brassicaformis, 1554 nucleotides. The record is from the annotation of a GenBank genome assembly. Lineage: Eukaryota; Vitrellaceae.
GCCAAAAUCAUUCAAUCACGCGUGUCUGAAUGGUCCGUGUGUGAGAGAGAAAACUCUUGCUGACUGGUUAACACCGCAUGCAAUUGUGCCCCAGGGCCUUCACUGUGGACAAGAAAACGCGCUCACGCGGAGGGCACCAUCAUGAAGCUCAUGAAGCUCAUCAACCCACCUGCCAUAUAGACCUUGGCGGACCAGCACUGGGUGCCGGUGCAGCAAGUGCCUGGCAGACGCACGAAAUCCAAUCCACUCACCAUAGCGCUACAGACAGCCAGAUCGAGCACGGCGCUCAGCAUGCCACCCAUUCACCCACGUAUACGUAUGCACGCAAUUGUGUUGUCUGCCCCCAUGGCAGGCAGGGAAAACCUCAGUCAUGCAACCCCAGCUGGCUCGACUUGCUUGAACAAACAUACAAACAACAACAAACAAAAUGCAUCGGGGAUGCAACGCAAAGCUGGAUCAGUCAGUGAGGGGUCUGCUUCUUGGGCUCGUUGACGGCCGCAUUCCACGCCUUGACCUUCUCGUGGCCGUCAACCGUGGCGAAGACCUGCACACACACACACACAGACACACACACGUGUGUCUGAGUGUGUGGAUUCAGGAGUAGGCAUGUGGCGUGCGCCGGUACCUUGUUGAGCUUCGUGUGUUUGCCAUGGUCGAACAUGUCUUUGGGGAUGCCGACGAUGCCGUCCUUGAGCCAGCUCAUGAGAUUAUACAAAGACAAGUCUGCCUGCCGCACGCAAACACACAAACGCACCCGCAACAUCCCAACUGUGUGUGUUCCUGUCUUCACACGUGCCUGCCCGACUUACGAUGGUCAGUUUGCUGCCCACGGCGUAGCCGCCGUCGCCCGCCAGCUUCUCCAUAUAGCCAAACCAUUUGGGAAAAGUCACGUCGGCCAGCUCCUUUUUCAUCUGACAUUGCAAACACAGGACACACAACGCACUGCUUGGUGGCCGUGCUUCGGUUUGCCGCCGACUGACCUCCAUUUUCUUGGCUUCAUCUUUCUCCAUGAGAGCGGGAAUCAUGGCGGUGACGAUGUCCUCGAUGCCCAUCUGAAACUCCAUCACCUUGGCCUCCUCCCAGGUGUCUGACGGGAUCAGCCCGGCAAGUCUGCCCGCGUAGAUGAGUUGUGCCACGCUCUGGGCGAGCGGCUUGCCGUCCACCUCGAUGAUGGGGAACUGUCCAAAGGGCAGCACCCCGUCAGCCUUCAUCUUGGCGAACUCUUCGCCCGUCACGCGAGUGUCCUCAAAGUCGAUGCCCGCUGCACGCACAACACAGACACACAUGCACACGGACCGAUGAGACAGACAGACGAAUUGACAGACGAAGAGAUCUUGCUGCCGCAUCACCGAUUGUGAGCGCCAACCGAACGGGCUCUGCCCUGCCCUUGAAGGGGAAGUCUGCAACCAAAACAGACACACGAUGGCGCAUAUGUUUGCACGUCGGGGCGCUGCGUGUGCUCCUCUUACAGAUGAUCUUGAUGCCCAUGAUAAGGGAUGAGAGAUGUCGAUGUUUCGAUGUUUUGAUGCCGCUCGCUCUACGUGCAAAUAAGCA